CACGCAAGAAGAGCUAGAUGCCGAAAGAAAGAUUGUUUUGCGAAAGAUUGACUGGGUCAUCAUGCCAAUGAUCUGCAUGACAUACACCAUCCAAUUCCUUGACAAACUCUCCCUCAACUACGCGUCCGCCUACACCUUAAUCCCCGAUAUCGGUCUCGAAGGCCAACGCUAUUCCUGGGUAGCAGCCAUCUUCAACUUCGGCUACCUCUUCUGGGCGCUGCCAGCAAACUACUUGAUUCAACGACUGCCCGUCUCGAAGUACACUGGCACUAUGAUCCUCACCUGGUCAAUCCUACUCUGCUGCCACGUCGCAGCUAAGAACUAUGCCGGCAUGCUAGUCCUCCGCUUCUUGCUUGGCAUGUUUGAAGCCUCCAUCUCUCCAGCCAUCAUGAACAUCGUCUCCAUGUUCUACACGCGCUCCGAGCAACCGCUGCGAAUGUGCGUCUUCCUCGCGUUCAACGGUAUGGCGACUAUGAUUGGCGCGCUCCUUGGAUACGGGCUAGGUCAUGCUCACAGUCCGCUGAUUACGACGUGGCAGCUCAUCUUCCUAGUCAUUGGCCUGGUGAAUUUCGUCUGGGCGUGGGUCUUCCUUUGGACUAUGCCGGAUAGUCCUGCAACGGCGAAGUUUCUCACACACAAGCAGCGCAUUGUUGCGAUUGAUCGGAUUGCGAGCAACAUGAUCGGCGUCAAGACGAAACAGUUCCAGACAAGUCAGGCGCUGGAGGCAUUGAUGGAUAUCAAAGUCCACUGUUUGAUGCUUAUCGGACUGGGUUGUGGUGUCGUAAAUGGCGGUGUGUCGAACUUCGCCUCUUCGCUGAUCCGCGGCUUCGGAUUCAGCGGAAUCUACGCCACACUCCUGCAACUUCCCACCGGCGCAAUCGAGUUUGUAGUCAUUCCACUGUGUGGUUUGGCUGCAGGAUACUUCAAAGACACGCGCUGUCUAAUCCUAGCCUUCAUCUGCCUGCCACCUCUCGGCGGACUCCUCGGCAUUCGGCUCACCCCUCUCUCAGAGCGCUGGAGCCUCGUCGGAUGCACAUGGCUGCAGUACAUCAUCGGCGCGCCCGUUAUCCUAUCCUGGAACCUGCUCACCAGUAACAUCGCCGGCCACACCAAGCGCAGCACUGCAAACGGUCUGUGGUUUGUAUUCUAUGCCGCCGGCAACAUCGCUGGAGCGAACAUCUUCUUCGCAAAGGAGAAGCCAAGGUAUUUCUCGGCGCUCACUGGGUUGAUCGUUUGCUAUUGUGGUAUGUUUGUCAUUGUUUUGUUUUUGAGACAAUACAUGUGGUGGGAGAACAAGAAACGAGACAAGAAGUAUGGCGCUGGCGAAGAUGAGCAGGCCAUCCAAGAUGGAUUCAAGGAUCAGACGGAUUUACAGGCGAAGCAUUUCAGGUAUGUUUUGUAGUGGCGGAUGAG
Messenger RNA from Macroventuria anomochaeta, 1413 nucleotides. Its product is annotated as MFS general substrate transporter. The record is from RefSeq and is a predicted model, not a curated record. The coding region runs from base 62 to 1402 and encodes 446 amino acids. Gene Ontology annotation, cellular component: membrane. NCBI's taxonomy places the organism in Eukaryota, Fungi, Ascomycota, Dothideomycetes, Pleosporales, Didymellaceae. Gene Ontology annotation, molecular function: transmembrane transporter activity. Gene Ontology annotation, biological process: transmembrane transport. The transcript is spliced from 2 exons.